AUGACCAGGCAACAAACAUAUCAGCGCCCUCAAAUAUAUAUGCAGUGCCCACAUCACGUCUGCAACGCCCUCGCAGAAUCAACAAGAAUGGACACAACGCCUCGGACUAAAAUCCAACAAUGCAUACUCAGACUAAGGGCCGUGCUAAUGCUUUAUGUGAGUUCGCAUGUGAUGAGACCCUUUCUGGAGGCACUAUAUGAGAACGCUUCGCUUCGUCAUGCUUUCAAUCUUUUACACACCACUGCGACACCACUCUGGACACAAUAUCAGACACUACAUCCACCUAUAGGCCUACUUGAGGCUCGAUACUGGAAGAGCGACAGCAUUCGUCGCCUGUUACAAACACGCGCCGCUUCGAAGAAGUAUACACCAUACACACAAAACCGCGCCUCUGCCUUCUGUCCCAUCUUGACGCACUCUUGCCAAAUGUCUCAUCCAUUCAAGGCAUGGUAUGACUUUGGAGGUGUGACGGAGCAGGAACUUCAGCAGGAGAAAGAUGUAGACGAGCUCAGAGAUUACUUUGUGGAGGACUGGGACAAGGACUGGGAAACUUCGUUUUGGGAGAAGGCUCAUAGGGAAGUUAUCGAGGGGCAUGUUGGGGAGGAUGUCGAGGAGCAACCUGCACCGAUUGAGCUGGGAAUUACUUCGGACCCAACGUCGACGCCAUUUCUUGCGAGCUCAGUCUCCUCUGCGAGAAACCAAGUUCACGCGAAAUCUCCUCCGACAGUGUUCUCGAAGCGGGGAAUACACCAUCUUGACGGAGGACUCGAGCAGACUCUUUUCGAAGACGACAGCGAGCUAGCUCUGAGACCGGCUAAGAGAUUUAGAGGGUCAUUCGCGGUUAUGGAGCAUAACGAGGACAAGGACGAGUCCGAUUCAGAUGUGAUCACGCCUGCAGCUCCGAGGCGUAGCCAACCUACUCAGCCAUUCAAGAUAUCUAAGAGCAAGCAGAAAAUGUCCCGCGCAGACUCGAAGCUCGACUUAGCUAAGGACGAAUCAGAAUCUGAACAGCAAGGGAGCUUCAGCUCCCAGUCUAGAUCUGCUGCUCCUCUUGUCCUCGUACCUUUAGCACCUCCGACCUCGAGGAACAGAUCCCGAGUCCCGAGAUCUCAAGCACAAAAGGAUGCCAUUCUUCAGAUGCCGAAAGAAAGACGUCCAACUUUCAGCUGGUACCACCGACACAACCUGACUUGCGGAAUCAUGGAAGAACAUCUCGGUCUAACCAGAAAAGUCCCGCAAGAUGAACGAGACGGAGAACGCAUCUUCAGUUUCCUCUUCGCGGACGACGUAGCGUUGUCUAGGCAGAAAGCUGGGAGCAAGUCUUGGGCUAAAGCCAUCUACAAUUCCUACGGUCAGAAGGAUCGCACUAGUGCAAGACGUCGUUGGGAUCCCGUACAGGCUGCGAUCGAGGCACCAGCACAUUCUAAGCCUGUCGAGUACACCGAGUUAGUACAGAAAGUAAGGGACGCGGCAAACCAGCUCAAUAUACAGAGUAGGCUUCCUCCGGGGAACUUGAAUGCGAUGGAGGAAAUGAUUACGGAAGAGAAUAGCGUUGCAUUCCUAGACGUAUUUCAGAUCAUGUACUCCAGAAUCUCGGAAAGCUUUUCGGCCAAAGGGGCUACACGCAGGGCUUGGCGCUUGGCGUUAGGCUAA
This is a messenger RNA of Pseudocercospora fijiensis CIRAD86, 1653 nucleotides long. RefSeq lists its product as uncharacterized. The transcript is spliced from 6 exons. The coding region runs from base 1 to 1653 and encodes 550 amino acids. NCBI's taxonomy places the organism in Eukaryota, Fungi, Ascomycota, Dothideomycetes, Mycosphaerellales, Mycosphaerellaceae. The record is from RefSeq and is a predicted model, not a curated record.